AUGGCGACUAGGGCCCAAUUCUUGCGAGAGUAUAAGCUUGUCGUCGUCGGUGGUGGUGGUGUCGGCAAGUCCGCAAUGACCAUUCAGUUCAUUCAAAGUCAUUUCGUGGAAGACUAUGACCCUACUAUUGAAGAUUCUUACCGCAAGCAGUGUGUGAUUGAUGAUGAGGUCGCACUGCUCGACGUGCUCGAUACAGCUGGUCAAGAAGAACGUGGUGCCAUGAGGGAACAGUACAUGCGUACGGGCGAAGGAUUUCUCUUGGUCUACUCUAUCACGUCUCGAAAUUCGUUCGAAGAAAUAAGCACCUUCUAUCAACAAAUUCUUCGAGCGAAGAAUCAAGAUACAUUCCCUGUCAUCGUUGUGGCCAACAAGUGCGAUUUGGAAUACGAACGACGAGUUGGCAUGAACGAGGGCCGCGACCUUGCGGCGCACUUUGGCUGCAAAUUCAUCGAAACGUCUGCAAAGCAACGGAUCAACGUCGAUGAAGCUUUCAGCAAUCUCGUACGUGAAAUCAGGAAUUACAACAAGGUACGGCGUUUUAUAUCCCCUCACUUAAGUCCUCCUCACCCGUCUAGUACGAAGGAAACCGAACAGAGGACUCCAGGGUACCAGUGCACCGUAAUAUGCUGCGUCGUAGUCUGA
This is a messenger RNA of Desarmillaria tabescens, 642 nucleotides long. RefSeq names its product ras family-domain-containing protein. Gene Ontology annotation, biological process: Ras protein signal transduction. Gene Ontology annotation, cellular component: plasma membrane. NCBI's taxonomy places the organism in Eukaryota, Fungi, Basidiomycota, Agaricomycetes, Agaricales, Physalacriaceae. Gene Ontology annotation, molecular function: GDP binding; GTP binding; GTPase activity. The transcript is spliced from 7 exons. Bases 1 to 642 code for a protein of 213 amino acids. The record is from RefSeq and is a predicted model, not a curated record.